CGCUACCUUCAUCUAUCUUCUUCCUUGCGCUGCAACACAAAUUGCAGAUUUUGUCUGGCCAUAGGAGUCGCCAAUUGAAUGAGUUCAACGUCUUGGUCAUCCUCUCGUGGAGGAAGGGAUGAAACCCAAAUCGAGUGUUCAAUUGAAUGCCACCAUGGGGUGUGUUCAAAACCUAGAACGGUGAAAUCAGGCUCUAACCGUGGUCGAAGAUUUUAUGGAUGUGCAUUAUGGCCCAACGCAGAUUGCUCGUUUUUUCAAUGGGUUAGGGAUUAUCCACCCAUGGCGGUUGCAGAUGAAAAGAAAAGGGAAAAAGGAAGAAUAAUAAUCGACCAUCUUGAUGAGGAGAAAAAAGAUUUAGAAAACCAAAUUGCAAAGUUGAAAAAGAAGAAUCAAAAGCUCAAAGCUAAAAUUGAGGAGCUCCAGGAAUUAGUUUCCAAGCAUGCAAAAGGAGAGAAGUACUCAUUUAUUGGUCUGCUCAUCUCCUGGAUUGUUUUUGCUGCUGUGAUGUAUGGGAAGUCCAAGUGAUAACUAUGUUAUUCUUGAUGGUUUGUAUUGUUAGAUUAGUAGAAGUGUGUGAACUGUGAAGUGUUGUAUGGGAGGAGAAUGUUAUGUGUUGAUGGUGUGUAUUGUUAGAUUAGUAGAAGUGUGUGAAGUGUGAACUGUGAAGUGUUGUAUGGGAAGAGUGUUAUGUGUUGAUGUUGUGUAUUGUUAGAUUAGUACUGGUAUGUUUGUGUUGUGUGUUUGAAUUGUGGCUUCAUGAAUACCUUGGUUCCUAAAAAAAAUUCAGC
Cuscuta epithymum is the source of this 788-nucleotide messenger RNA. Lineage: Eukaryota; Viridiplantae; Streptophyta; Magnoliopsida; Solanales; Convolvulaceae. The record is from the annotation of a GenBank genome assembly.